UCCACGGGCCCGCCGCACCCAGCACCCCGGUCGCCCAGGGGCCCCUCCUCGCUCGGCCCGGAACCCAAAGCGAAGCCUCGAGUUCCGGGGGGGAAGAAGAGGAAUAAACGGACAGAGGACGGGAUGGCGGAAGCGGAAUUGCCCGGGAGGGGGGGGCUAUGGCGUUGCUUCCGGUUCCGGCGGCGGCGAUGGCGGCCGCGGUGCCGGGCUCGGGUCCGGCGCCGGCCUCUCCGGGGGGGCGGCGGCAGCAGCGGGAGCGGGUGGUGGCCAGCGCGCGGGCCUGGGUGCCGCGGCCCUCCUCGUCGUCGUCGGGCCGAGAAGGGCAGCGCCUCCUGCGGCUCCAGCUUAGCGCGGCGCCCGGCUCUGAGCGCUGCUUCCGGCUGGGCUUGAGGGGCGGGCCGGACUCCGGACCCGAACCGAGCCUUGUUGAGUACAGCCUAAAAGAUAUUUCCUACGAAGUGAAGACUCCCACCUGCCAUGAGCUGAAGGUCUUGGCCCGCCCGGAUGACCCCACGGUGUUUCACUUUGAGGAUGAGCACGAGGCAAAAAAGUGGUGGAUGGUUGUUAGUAGCUCCCUCCAGGAGGUGCAGAAAGCUCCCGAGGGCCACAACGUGCUCAGAGGACAUCCUCCUCCUCGCCAUCCUGCGGCUGCUGUGAACUCGCUGCUGGUGUCGGAACUCGAGAGCCCUCUGCUGUCUGAGCUGGCUAGGAAAGAGGACCUGGCGCUCCGUCUUUCUGCAGCGAUCGAGCUCGGGGACGAGGAGGAGGCCGUGCGGUGCGCCACCACGCUGGCUCGGCAGCAGGCUGCUCUGCGCAUCUUGCUGAAGGAGUCCUGCUACCCCUCGAGCGAGAUCAGCAUGAAGGUGGGCGUGGAAGACGCCAUGUGCUCAGCCGGCAUCACCAUCCGGGUUCACACCCACACCACCAUUGCCACGCUCAAGCAGCAGGUCUUUCAGGAUUACGGGUUCCAUCCCAGCGUCCAGCGCUGGAUCAUCGGGCAGUGCCUGGGUGUGGAUGACCGGACCGUUGGCUCUUAUGGCAUCCGGAAGGAUGGAGACGUGGCCUUCCUCUACCUGCUCUCCGCCAAGGGGGCGCACCUCUCGGAGCAGCGGUACAAGGAGGACAAGGACUGGGUGCUGCUGCAGCCGCCUCCCUCACCGCUGGCGGACGGCUCCGAUGCCCGCCGCAAAUACAGCACCUUGCCCAACCCUCUGCCCAAGAAAGGAGGUCUGAAAGAUCCCACCAGGAAGCUGAAUAUCGGGGAGAUCAGCCACUUCCUGGGCUCUGUGCAGCUCAGCACCCUCCUCCCCUCCAGCCUGGCCCGAGCCCCAGCCACCACCUCGGCUGCCCCCCCGUCCCCAGUGCAGGCUGGCUGGGCAUGUCCGACGUGCACGUUCAUCAACAAGCCCACCCGGCCCGGCUGCGAGAUGUGCAGCACCGGCCGGCCGGCCAGUUACGUGGUUCCCGGGGGCUACAGGCCAGACGACGUGGAGCUGCUGCGGAUGCAGCAGGAGAAGGAGGGCAUCUUGCAGUAUCAGCAGGCGCUGGAGCAGGAGCGGCGGCAGAAUUUCCAGCAGCUGCGCCGGCUGGACGAAGAGGCCCUGGUGCCCAACCAGGAGAACAUGGAGUGCCGCAUUUGCUACUUGGCCGUGGGCCCGGGCGAGGGGGUCUUGCUCCGGGAGUGUCUGCACAGCUUCUGCAGGGACUGCCUGCGCCAGGUGAUCAACUGCAGUGAGGAGCCUCAGGUGGCCUGUCCCUUCCGGGACGACUCCUAUGCCUGCAGCAGCCAACUCCAAGAUCGGGAGGUCCGGGCGCUGGUGUCGCAGGAAGAGUACGAGCGCUUCCUCGAGCGGCGGCUGGCAGUGGCCGAGAGCCGGGCCCAGAACAGCUACCACUGCCAGACGGCCGACUGCCUGGGCUGGUGCAUCUACGAGGAUGACGUCAAUGAGUUCCGCUGUCCGAUCUGUCGGGCGCUCAACUGCCUCGUCUGCAAGGCCAUCCACGAAGGGAUGAACUGCAAGCAGUACCAGGACAAACUGCAGUUGGAGGCUCACAACGAUGCUGCCGCCCGGGAAACCAGCAACAUGCUCAAGACCCUGGUGCAGCUGGGGGAGGCCAUGCACUGCCCCGUGUGCCGCAUCGUGGUGCAGAAGAAGGGUGGCUGUGACUGGCUGCGGUGCCCCGUGUGCCAGACGGAGAUCUGCUGGGUGACGAAAGGGCCACGCUGGGGGCCUGGGGGCCCUGGCGACACCACUGGAGGCUGCCGGUGCAACGUGGAGGGGGAGAGGUGCCACCCCAAUUGCCUGAACUGCCACUGAGAAGAGCCUGGACUGGAGGCGCAGGGAGGAGAUGCUGCAGCAGCUGCCGCCACAGGGCAGCCAGGGGUCCAGAGGUUACGGCCAGGCCCCAGCCCGCUCUCCUCCCACUCGCCAGGACUUUGGGGGCAGGGAGGCCCCUCUGCAUGGCUGCCUCCUCCCCCCCCCUCCCCUCGUCGUGGCUGAAACUGCCCACCCCGUGGAGGCUGGUGGCCCUGCUCCGUGCAACUCGCCGACACGCUCCGCUUCCACUUCAGCUGGGUGGGGGACAGCCACAGGCCCAAGGGAAGAGGUCACGCUGCCCUCCACUCCCCCUGUGCCUUUGAGCCCCACUGCCCCCCAGCAUCUCCCCCCUCCCUCUGCUCCUGGGAGGGCCCUGCUGCUUUAAUGGGCAGCCCGGGUCUGCCCGUAGGCUUCUCAGGGGCAAGAUCGGCACCAAGGAAGGAACCCAAAAUGUAUGUGGCUGAGCGGAAGGGGGCGGGGGAAAUGCCCUCCAAUAAACCGUUUCAGCCCUGGGA
Messenger RNA from Hemicordylus capensis (graceful crag lizard), 2833 nucleotides. It is a transcript of the gene SHARPIN, whose product is annotated as SHANK associated RH domain interactor. The transcript has 14 exons. The record is from RefSeq and is a predicted model, not a curated record. Gene Ontology annotation, cellular component: LUBAC complex. NCBI's taxonomy places the organism in Eukaryota, Metazoa, Chordata, Lepidosauria, Squamata, Cordylidae. Bases 159 to 2318 code for a protein of 719 amino acids. Gene Ontology annotation, biological process: protein linear polyubiquitination; positive regulation of canonical NF-kappaB signal transduction; proteasome-mediated ubiquitin-dependent protein catabolic process. Gene Ontology annotation, molecular function: ubiquitin-protein transferase activity; metal ion binding; ubiquitin binding.